Messenger RNA from Mytilus californianus (California mussel), 1872 nucleotides. Its product is annotated as tryptophan 2,3-dioxygenase-like. Gene Ontology annotation, molecular function: metal ion binding; heme binding; L-tryptophan 2,3-dioxygenase activity. Bases 33 to 1022 code for a protein of 329 amino acids. The record is from RefSeq and is a predicted model, not a curated record. The transcript has 12 exons. Lineage: Eukaryota; Metazoa; Mollusca; Bivalvia; Mytilida; Mytilidae.
UAGAAGAAGUAUCACAAACGAUUGCUGGUGGAAUGGCGUCUGGUGGAACAUCUGAACCUGAAAAGGCGAAGUCAUAUGAAAAUUAUUUACAACUGGAAAAAGUUUUAGGAGGUGUAAGACGAUUGAGCGAAGUAAACAAAGAUCCGGCUCAUGACGAGCAUCUCUUUAUUAUCAUUCAUCAAGCGUUUGAGUUAUGGUUCAAGCAAAUGUUAUUUGACUUGGAAUCUAUUAUGGAAAUUUUUGACAGUAAACCGGCACGUGAGCAGAAGCAAAUGUUGACCAUAACUCAGAGAUUGGAAAGAAUUGUUCUCAUAUGGAAGUUAUUGAUCGACCAGUUCUUCAUAAUCGAGACUAUGCCACCAUUGAAUUUCUUAGAAUUCAGACACCACCUUGGAUCAGCAUCUGGAUUUCAGAGCUUGCAAUUUAGGCUGCUUGAAAAUAAAUUUGGAAUUCGUGAUGAAAACAGAACAAAAUAUGCCAAUAAAACCUAUAUUGACAUGCUGGAUGCAGAGAGUUCAAAAGAAACACUGAGAAGAUCAACCGAAGACAAAACAUUGUUAAACGUUGUUCAGUUAUGGCUUGAAAGUAUAGACGAUAUUGAUUCUGAAUUCUGGCAGCGAUAUACAAAGGCAGUUGGAAACAGUGGAAACGAAGCUUCAUUUCAAGGUGUUGUUGACAAAGACAAGUAUGAAAGUGAUCGCGAGAAAGGAAUAAGACGCUUGAGCCAUAAAGCCUUCAAGGGUGCAUUACAGAUUUCCCUUUUGAGAGAUGAACCUGGUUACUGUCUGCCGUACAAAGUCCUCAGCCUUAUUACUGAUGUGGAUGGUUUGAUGAUGAAGUGGAGAUACAACCACGUGCUAAUGGUGCAUCGCAUGAUUGGAAGCAAAGCUGGAACUGGAGGAUCAUCAGGAUAUCAGUAUCUACAAUCUACAGUCAGCGACAAGUACAGAAUUUUCAUCGAUUUCUUCAACAUGUCAACUUUUCUAAUGCCUCGUCGAGAUUUAGAAGCCGUUGCAGAAUGACAUUGUGAGAAUAGAAACCUGAACAAAUAUAGUUGAUAACGUUAUUCGUAGCUUAUAGGUGCUGUAAUUGUUUUAUUUUUUAAUCUUUUAGAAUAUCUAUUUCUUUUUCUUAGACCAUUACUGAACGUCCCGCUGAAUAUUUGUAUAUAUACCCCAGGAAUAGAUUACCAUAGCUGUAUUUGGGAGUAAUACCACCAUUGUUUCCCCUUUUAGUCUUUGUUAAAUUGGCACUUUUCAAAAAAAUUGUCUAGAAUUUAUCUUUGGUUCAGAAAAGAAAAACUUGGCAUGAGUAAAGUUUUAUCCUGUUCAGUACUACAGACAAAAAUUCACAUAACAUUUCAUUGCAUAUAAGAUAAUAACCAUCGCUGGAAGUUAACCAAUCGAAUUUCACCCCUUUUUUUCUUGUUUACAAGCUUUAGUAAUCAUGUUACCUCAAGUUUCCAAAAUAUUUUAUAGAAACAUCAAAUAAAAAAAGAAUGGGGAUUGAAAACACCCAAGAUAUAUGUUAAUGAAUCAGAAAUUUUUACUGCAAUGAAAUGUAUGAUUUAUUUCAUACAAUUGUCAAAUUCAAGGGAAUAUUUUUUUUCUGACCCUUUUUCGUAUGAAACCGGAUGUGACGUACUAUGAUUUGGUAGUAUUACACCUUUGGCCAAACCUUUCGGAAUGUUUGACCCUCAAUAAUCAUCAACUUCGAAACGUAUUUGGCCUUUUAGCUUUUUGAUUCGAGUGUCAUUGAUGAGUUUUUUAAUAGACGUGUCGGAUUUACACAAUUAUAAGCCUGGUAUCUUUGGUGAGUUUUUUUUGCAGAGUGUACUUUUUUAUAGUAUUUAAAUAAAAUUAUGGAAAUAUA